Molecule: messenger RNA, 1714 nt
Organism: Lacerta agilis (Sand lizard)
Lineage: Eukaryota; Metazoa; Chordata; Lepidosauria; Squamata; Lacertidae
Gene: WNT10A
Product: Wnt family member 10A
Exons: 4
Coding region: 477-1646 (389 amino acids)
Biological process (GO): neuron differentiation; canonical Wnt signaling pathway; cell fate commitment
Cellular component (GO): extracellular region
Molecular function (GO): frizzled binding; cytokine activity
Source: RefSeq, a predicted model, not a curated record
GCCAGCCUCCUUCUUUUUCUUCUCAGCGCUCUCGGAUGGGGGGUGGAGGAGGAGGAGGAGGACCUGCCCGCAUGGAGCUCCGAGGACAACCGUGGAGCCCGUUGCUGCGUUCACCGACGACGACUAACCCUCGACGCCUCUUCGAAAACCAGCUGCCCUGGUGAAGGAACGAGAAGGGUGGGGAAGAGAGAGGGAGAGAGAGAGGGCAGGCCCGAGGUGCUCGCUGCAGUUUGGGCUUGCAAAUCUUUGCAACGAGCUGUCGGAAAAAACAAAAACACCUCCCUCUCCAGUCCAAGGCGAUCAAUGAGGUCCUAAGAGCAGGGGAAAGUGACAGGAGUAGAAAGAGCGCAAAUCGACAGCAGCAGCAGCAGCAAGCAAGCAAGCAGCGAAGAGACAACCUACCCCCAUCCCCACCCUACUAGCCCUUAAACAAGAAGAACCAGCUGGUAGGCAGACUAAAACUUCCAGCAGCCAGGAUGGGACAAACGCUGCUUCUUUGGCUCUGCCCCCUGCUUCUCCUCAGUCUUUGGGGCCAAAGCUCCUUAUCCAAUGAGAUUCUGGGCCUGAAGUUGCCAUUGGAACCCGUGCUUAAUGCCAACACGGUGUGCCUGACCUUGCCUGGUCUGACACGGCGACAACUGGAGGUGUGCGUGCGGAAUCCUGACGUGACGGCUUCUGCCAUUCAAGGCAUCCAGAUCGCCAUCCACGAGUGCCAACACCAGUUCCGCGAUCAGCGCUGGAAUUGCUCGAGCCUGGAGACCAAGAACAAGAUCCCCUAUGAAAGCAUCAUCUUCAGCAGAGGUUUCCGUGAGAGUGCUUUUGCCUAUGCCAUUGCAGCCGCAGGGGUGGUACAUGCUGUCUCCAAUGCAUGCUCCCUGGGCAAGCUGCAGGCAUGUGGCUGUGACCAGAAGCGCCGUGGGGAUGAGGAAGCUUUCCGCCUCAAGCUGCACCGUCUCCAGCUGGAGGCCAUGAACCGAGGCAAGGGGAUGAUGCAUGGAGUGCACUUGGAACACAUGCCAGCUGAGGCCCCAGGCCUACAAGACUCCUGGGAGUGGGGGGGCUGCAGCCCCGAUGUGGACUAUGGGGAGAAAUUUUCCAAGGACUUCUUAGAUUCCCGGGAGACCUACCGAGACAUCCACUCUCGCAUGAGACUGCACAACAACCGUGUUGGCCGGCAGGUGGUGAUGGAGAACAUGCGGAGGAAAUGCAAGUGCCACGGCACCUCGGGGAGCUGCCAACUGAAGACGUGCUGGCAGGUGACCCCUGAGUUCCGUCUUGUAGGCUCCCUGCUCAAGGAGCGCUUCUAUGGGGCCAUGCUGAUCCGGCCCCACAACAGGAACACAGGGCAGAUGGAGCUGAGCCAUGCCCGCCAGAGGCGCCGGGCCGGCAUCAGCGACCUGAUCUACUUUGAGAAGUCACCGGACUUCUGCGAGCGGGAGCCGGCACUGGACUCCAUGGGGACGCAAGGGCGCUUAUGCAACAAGACCAGCCCGGGCAUGGACAACUGCGAGAGCCUGUGCUGUGGGCGGGGACACAACAUCCUGCGGCAGACGCGCAGCGAGCGAUGCAACUGCAAGUUCCAUUGGUGCUGCUUCGUGGCCUGCGAGGAGUGCCGGCUCACGGAGUGGGUCAGCGUCUGCAAAUGAAGACAGUGGCCCCUGCUGGACGCUCCAGAGACUCUGUGGUUUCUACUGGGUACAGUGGAGCCCUGCAA